Sinocyclocheilus rhinocerous is the source of this 282-nucleotide messenger RNA. RefSeq names its product importin-11-like. NCBI's taxonomy places the organism in Eukaryota, Metazoa, Chordata, Actinopteri, Cypriniformes, Cyprinidae. The transcript is spliced from 2 exons. The coding region runs from base 4 to 252 and encodes 82 amino acids. The record is from RefSeq and is a predicted model, not a curated record.
CUAAUGGACAUCCAGAGCGCCAGCUCAGUGGUGCUGCAGGCUUUGACCCAGGCCACCAGUCAGGACACAGCUGUGCUGAAGCCUGCAGAGGAGCAGCUUCGCCAAUGGGAGACCCAGCCUGGCUUCUACUCAGUGCUGCUGAGAAUGAGGUGUCUGUGGACCCUCAGGCCUGGCCAGUACAACCCCUCUCGUCCCCUGAGGGGGGCUCAGCAGCACCCGUGUUGUCAUACAGCACUGGCUAUGGUGGUGUAGAUGUCCUCUCAAAUCCUUUAAGCCUUCAAA